Molecule: messenger RNA, 2128 nt
Organism: Cajanus cajan (pigeon pea)
Lineage: Eukaryota; Viridiplantae; Streptophyta; Magnoliopsida; Fabales; Fabaceae
Product: laccase-4
Biological process (GO): lignin catabolic process
Cellular component (GO): apoplast
Molecular function (GO): hydroquinone:oxygen oxidoreductase activity; copper ion binding
Source: RefSeq, a predicted model, not a curated record
UCAUGCAUGAAUGCACUUAAGCACAUAAGUAAUAAUUAUUACAAGUAAGUUGACACAGGCGAAUCAGGUGGUGAAGAUUGAAUGAAAUGGAUUCUUGGGUUAGAAUGCUGUUUCUCAUUGCUUUCAUCGUUCCAGCUUUAGUCGAGUGCAAAGUGAGGCACUACAAAUUCCAUGUGGUGCUGAAGAAUACUACAAGGUUGUGUUCAAGCAAAGCUAUUGUCACCGUUAAUGGAAAGUUUCCAGGACCCACUCUUUACGCUAGGGAAGAUGAUACAGUGUUGGUCAAAGUCAGAAACCUUGUCAACCACAACGUCACCAUCCACUGGCAUGGAAUAAGGCAACUAAGAACUGGUUGGGCUGAUGGGCCUGCAUACAUCACACAGUGCCCAAUUUUGCCAGGACAAUCAUAUUUGUACAACUUCACCAUUACAGGACAAAGAGGAACACUUCUUUGGCAUGCUCAUGUGAAUUGGCUAAGGUCAACUCUCCAUGGUGCCAUAGUUAUCUUGCCAAAGCGUGGUGUGCCAUACCCUUUCCCAAAACCAGAUAAAGAAUUGGUUGUAAUAUUAGGAGAAUGGUGGAAAUCUGAUACUGAAGAUGUUAUCAAUGAAGCUCUCAAGUCAGGACUGGCACCAAAUGUCUCAGAUGCUCAUACCAUCAAUGGCCUUCCAGGGAUUGUGUCUGUGGCUAAUUGUUCUACACAGGAUGUGUACAAACUUCCUGUGGAAAGUGGCAAGACCUACCUACUGAGAAUUAUCAAUGCUGCACUCAAUGAAGAACUUUUUUUCAAAAUUGCUGGUCAUUCACUCACUGUGAUUGAAGUUGAUGCCUCAUAUGUAAAGCCCUUCAAAACCGACACUCUUCUAAUAGCCCCUGGCCAAACCACCAAUGCCCUUUUAACUGCUGACCAAAAUUCUGGCAAAUACAUCAUAGUAGCCUCUACUUUCAUGGAUGCUUCUGUGGUAGCAAUAGAUAACUUGACUGCUACAGCCACACUGCACUACACAGGCACUCUUGCAAGCACCCCUACAAUUCUCACCACCCCUCCUCCAAGAAAUGCUACACAAGUUGCUACCAACUUCACCAAGUCUCUUAAAAGCCUUAAUUCUAAGAAAUACCCAGCAAAUGUGCCACUAACAGUUGAUCAUUCACUUUUGUUCACUGUUGGAUUGGGGAUCAACCCAUGUCCUUCUUGCACUGCUGGCAAUGGGAGUAGAGCAGUGGCUGCUGUCAACAAUGUGACAUUUGUGAUGCCAACCACUGCAUUGCUUCAGGCACAUUACUUCAACAUCAAGGGGGUGUUCACCACUGAUUUCCCCGGCAACCCUGCUCAUGUUUACAACUACACGGCGACUCCGGCAACGGCGAGUUCGCAGACGAAAAAUGGCACCAAGGUUUACAGGCUGAAAUUCAACUCCACAGUUCAAGUUGUUUUGCAGGAUACUGGGGUCAUUGCUCCUGAGAGCCACCCAGUUCAUCUUCAUGGGUUCAAUUUCUUUGCUGUUGGCUCUGGUGUAGGAAACUAUGACCCCAAAACGGGUCCAAAUAACUUUAACCUUGUGGAUCCUGUUGAGAGGAACACAAUUGGAGUGCCAACUGGAGGAUGGGUUGCUAUUAGAUUCAGAGCAGAUAACCCAGGUGUGUGGUUCUUGCACUGUCAUUUCGAGGUGCAUACAACAUGGGGGCUAAAGAUGGCAUUCUUGGUGGACAAUGGUGAAGGUCCUAAUGAAUCAUUGAUACCCCCACCAAAAGAUCUUCCAAAAUGUUGAGACUUUCAGCCAAUAAUUGAAUAACACAAAUAAAAGGAAAGGCCUUUCCUUUGCAAAAUGAAGCUUCGGAAGGAUACAGAGAAGCCAGGCAAAAGAAAGCGAGGGUCGUUAUUUAAUAAUAAGCGGGUUGUCCAAAUUGUUUUAUUUUUUUGAGUUAAUAGCAGGAUUUCUUCUCGCACGUUCUGUAGAUUGGAGCUAUCAUUUUGAUUUUCUUUGCACAUUCAUUUAUUGUCUUUAGUUUUUGUUAUAGCUAUACUGAUCAUAUGUAUUGAAAACAAUGAGUGCAGGUAAUUUAAUUGAAAUAAAAAUGGUACUUGCUUCAUUCAAUACAUGUUCAUUGGGUGACGAGUAUUUCAUAA